Funneliformis mosseae is the source of this 131-nucleotide messenger RNA. Lineage: Eukaryota; Fungi; Glomeromycota; Glomeromycetes; Glomerales; Glomeraceae. The record is from the annotation of a GenBank genome assembly.
AUGCAAUUUUUAUUGCUUAGAGGAGGCGAGCAUUAUAAAUUAUUAGUUUCAAAUUUUAAGAAAAAGAAUGAUGGUGGUUUUACUGAUUACGAUGAUUAUUUCAAAAAAAGACCAGUUGACGCUGAUUUGCA